UUUUACAAAUUUCUUGAAACAAGACUAUUUUCUUCGACUGGCCAUCAACUCGGAAAAUUCGAAGAAGUUAGCUCAUUUCUGUAAUAAUUUUGCCUUAAGAUGACAGAUAUCAGGAUUGUGCCUCUAGGGGCCGGUCAAGAUGUGGGGCGUAGCUGCAUACUCCUGACAAUAGGGAGCAAAAACAUCAUGUUGGAUUGUGGCAUGCAUAUGGGCUUCAAUGAUGAAAGAAGAUUUCCCGAUUUCUCCUACAUCAACAAGAAUGGCCGAUUGACAGACCAUUUAGAUGCUGUCAUCAUUAGUCAUUUUCAUCUAGAUCACUGUGGAGCCCUCCCUCACAUGUCAGAGAUUGUUGGUUACGAUGGACCAAUCUACAUGACACAACCCACCAAGGCUAUCUGUCCCAUACUACUUGAGGAUUACAGGAAAAUUACUGUUGAGAAGAAAGGAGAAACCAAUUUCUUUACGUCAGCUAUGAUCAAAGACUGCAUGAAGAAAGUUGUGGUGGUAAAUCUACAUCAAAUUAUCCAGGUCGACGAUGAGUUGGAGAUCAAAGCCUACUACGCCGGUCACGUUCUUGGAGCAGGGAUGUUCCAUAUCAAAGUCGGGCAACAGUCAGUCGUGUACACGGGAGACUACAAUAUGACACCAGAUAGGCAUUUAGGUGCUGCUUGGAUAGACAAGUGUAGACCAAACGUUCUCAUCACAGAAUCGACCUAUGCAACCACUAUCAGAGACUCAAAGAGGUGUAGGGAGCGAGAUUUCUUGAAGAAGGUUCAUGAUUGUGUAACUAACGGAGGGAAGGUACUCAUACCGGUCUUCGCCCUGGGUAGAGCACAGGAGCUGUGUAUUCUACUGGAAUCAUAUUGGGAGAGAAUGAACCUCAAAGCUCCAAUCUACUUCUCAACAGGGCUCACAGAGAGGGCGAACCAUUACUACAAGCUCUUCAUCACAUGGACCAAUCAGAAGAUAAAGAAGACGUUUGUCAAGCGAAAUCUCUUUGAAUUCCAGCACAUCAAGCCGUUUGACCGCGGGUACAUCCACAACCCCGGCCCAAUGGUCGUCUUCGCCACACCAGGCAUGCUCCACUCCGGCCUGUCCCUUCAGAUCUUCAAGCAGUGGGCUUCGGGAGAGAAGAACAUGCUGAUCAUGCCUGGAUACUGCGUGGCAGGGACCGUCGGUCAUAAGGUGCUCAGUGGACAGAAGAAGAUAGAGAUGGAAAAUAGACAAACGAUUGAUGUCAAGUUGUCUGUGCAAUACAUGUCCUUCAGCGCCCAUGCUGAUGCUAAGGGUAUCAUGCAGCUAAUCAGGAUGUGUGAGCCUAAGAAUGUGGUCCUGGUCCACGGAGAGGCCGGAAAGAUGGCCUUCCUCAAGGACAAGAUCUGCAAGGAAUUCAAGAUCGACUGCUUCAUGCCUGCCAAUGGAGAGAGCAUUAAUAUACCGUGCAAGACAAAUCUCAUGGCUGAUGUGUCGCUGGGAUUACUGAAGAGAAGCGCAUCUCUUGCAGGUAUCACAUCAGGUCCUCCCGAAUCCAAGAAAUGCCACACGAUGCAUGGAGCACUGGUCAUCAGAGAUGAGAGGAUCCAAUUAGAAGAGCCGUCUAAGGUCAUGCAGCAGCUAGGUCUGGUAGAGCAUGAUAUCAGAUUCACAUCCACUGUGUCUACAUCGGCGUCAUCCAUGGAAGCUCUCACCAAGAAACUCAAAAGGAGAUUCCCUCAAGAAUCUGUUCAGCUCAUGCCAGAUGCCUCCAUCAUGAUGGGAGCUAUACUUCUCAAGAUGUCUGCAGAAUCCGAUGACAAUUUAGAUCUUCUCGUCUCAUGGCCCUAUCAGGAAGAGGAACUUGGCAGCUCUCUUCUGAGCAUGCUGCAAUCACCAAAGACCUCCCAGGCCGAAUGAUGACAUCUGAAAAGAUCACAGAAUGAAAUGAAGGAUGGACAAACGAGAAGGAAGAUUGAACAGAGGAAAGAUGGACAAAAGGAGGAAAGAGAUAGGUGCAGAAGAAUGGAGAUGACAGAAAGAGAAAAACAAAUAGGGAUAAUGGAAUUAUUGAUGGAAUUUUUAAGUGAAUGAGUGAGAAUUUGAGGGAGGGAGGAAGAGAGUGAUGAAUGAGGAGAGAUACAGAGAAAGAGAUGGAAGGAGAGAGGAAGAGAGGGGAAGUGGGAGAAAGAAAUUUUAAUCUACAAGAGAAAGUAACAAUUUACAUU
Messenger RNA from Strongylocentrotus purpuratus (purple sea urchin), 2201 nucleotides. RefSeq names its product integrator complex subunit 11. The record is from RefSeq and is a predicted model, not a curated record. Lineage: Eukaryota; Metazoa; Echinodermata; Echinoidea; Camarodonta; Strongylocentrotidae. Gene Ontology annotation, cellular component: nucleus. The transcript has 21 exons. Gene Ontology annotation, biological process: snRNA processing. The coding region runs from base 100 to 1893 and encodes 597 amino acids.